UUCUUGCAACCUUCCGAAGAUGGAGAAGAGCACGUCUUAGGUCUCGCGUGAACGUGGAUACUCUGUUCUUUUCUAGGUGUAGAAUUGCACGUCCGCCUUUAUAUUGCUACGCUUCUCGGAGUUAACGUUCAGUUUUCGGUAUUUUAUCGUUUGUUUUAUUUCUCUUUUUUCACAGCCUCUGCGGAGUUGCAGCUCGAAUGUUAGGGUAAUCGUAGUCCUAUGCACAUCCGGGCCACAAUGCCGUGACUCCAUUACUCCUCAUUCACUGUAAAACUAAGGAGUCGGGGUAAAGGGUGGUAUAUUUUUAUGAAGCUUUAUGUUUUGUAAAUAUUUUUUAUAAAUUUGCGUCAAGCUGGAACACAAAGGGACAUGUCUAAUCAAGGGGUGAGGAGAAAUGGCCCAGUGAAACUGCGGUUGACAGUCCUUUGUGCCAAGAACUUGUCAAAGAAAGACUUCUUCCGCCUACCUGACCCAUUCGCCAAGGUCGUUGUGGACGGAUCCGGGCAAUGCCACUCAACAGACACAGUCAGGAACACGCUGGACCCCAAGUGGAACCAACAUUAUGACCUAUAUAUCGGGAAGGCGGACUCCAUCACCAUCAGCGUGUGGAACCACAAGAAGAUCCAUAAGAAGCAGGGCGCGGGGUUCCUGGGCUGCGUCAGACUCCUCUCCAACGCCAUCAACCGCCUCAAAGACACUGGCUAUCACAGACUUGACCUCAACAAGCUGGGCCCCAAUGACAAUGAAACUGUGAGGGGCCAGAUUGUGGUGAGCCUGCAGUCUCGCGACCGCAUCGGCACCGGAGGGCCCGUGGUGGACUGCAGCCGGCUGUUCGACAACGACUUACCUGACGGCUGGGAGGAGAGGAGAACCGUGUCUGGCCGGAUCCAGUACCUCAACCACAUCACGCGCACCACUCAGUGGGAGAGACCCACCAGGCCUGCGUCGGAGUACUCGAGCCCCGGCCGGCCCCUGAGCUGCCUGGUGGACGAGAACACGCCCGUCCUGGAGACGAACGGCGCGUCGAGCGGGCAGCAGCAGCAGCAGCAGCAGCAGCAGCAGCAGCAGCAGACGCCGGGCGACCCCCGCGCCCAGGAGCGCCGCGUCCGCUCCCAGAGGCACCGCAACUACAUGAGCCGCACCCACCUGCACUCCACCCCCGACCUGCCCGAGGGAUACGAGCAGAGGACCACGCAGCAGGGCCAGGUCUACUUCCUCCACACGCAGACCGGCGUCAGCACGUGGCACGACCCCAGAGUACCCAGGGACCUGAGCAAUGUGAACUGUGAGGAGCUGGGUCCUCUUCCGCCGGGCUGGGAGAUCCGCAACACGGCCACGGGCCGCGUCUACUUCGUGGACCACAACAACCGCACCACGCAGUUCACCGACCCACGCCUCUCCGCCAACCUCCACCUGGUGCUCAACAGUCCAAGCCCCAAUGGUUCACGUGUCGGGAUGGAGAGCCAGAACUCUAACCUCAGGGCCUCGGACGACUGCAGGCUGCAGGGCCCAGCCCUCACGUCAGACGAGAAGGGAAACCCUCGUCCGCCCCAGCUGAAGGAGCAGGCGCCUCCGCAGCAGGUGUUGUCCCCGGCGACGCUGCCGGAGGACGCCGAGUGCCUGACGGUGCCCAAGUACAAGCGCGACCUGGUGCAGAAGCUCAAGAUCCUGCGGCAGGAGCUCUCGCAGCAGCAGCCCCAGGCCGGACACUGCCGCAUCGAGGUGUCCCGCGAGGAGAUCUUCGAGGAGUCGUACCGGCAGGUGAUGAAGAUGAGGCCGAAGGACCUGUGGAAGAGACUGAUGGUGAAGUUCAGAGGAGAGGAGGGGUUGGACUAUGGCGGGGUGGCCAGGGAGUGGUUGUAUCUUUUAUCUCAUGAGAUGCUGAACCCAUACUAUGGCCUGUUCCAGUACUCCAGAGAUGACAUUUACACGCUGCAGAUCAACCCCGACUCGGCCGUCAACCCAGAGCACCUGUCCUACUUCCACUUUGUGGGGCGGAUCAUGGGCAUGGCGGUGUUCCACGGCCACUACAUCGACGGCGGCUUCACGCUGCCCUUCUACAAGCAGCUGCUGGGCAAGCCCAUCACCCUGGACGACAUGGAGUCCGUGGACCCCGACCUGCACAAGAGCCUCGUCUGGAUCCUGGACAAUGACAUCACGGGCGUGCUGGACCACACCUUCUGCGUGGAGCACAACGCCUAUGGCGAGAUCAUCCAGCACGAGCUCAAGCCCAACGGCAAGAGCGUCCCCGUCACCGAAGAUACCAAGAAGGAGUACGUCAGGCUGUACGUCAACUGGAGAUUCCUGCACGGCAUCGAGGCUCAGUUCCUGGCCUUACAGAAGGGCUUCAACGAGGUCAUUCCACAGCACCUGCUCAAGGCCUUUGAUGAGAAAGAGCUGGAGCUGAUCGUGUGCGGUCUGGGCAAGAUCGACAUCAACGACUGGAAGUCGCACACGCGGCUCAAGCACUGCACGCCGGACAGCAACAACGUCAAGUGGUUCUGGAAGGCCGUGGAGUCCUUCGACGAGGAGCGCCGCGCACGCCUGCUGCAGUUCGUCACCGGCUCCUCCAGAGUGCCCCUGCAGGGCUUCAAGGCACUACAAGGAGCUGCAGGACCGAGGCAGUUCACCAUCCAUCAGAUUGAUGCGAACACCAACAACCUGCCCAAGGCCCAUACCUGCUUCAACCGCAUCGACAUUCCCCCGUACGAGCACUAUGACAAGCUGUACGACAAGCUGCUGACGGCCAUCGAGGAGACGUGCGGCUUCGCCGUGGAGUGACCAGAGCAGGCCAACCAGAGAGCGACACACACAGACAGACGGACAGACAGACAGACGCAGACCGAUGGACAGGAAGGGCGAGUGCUGGUGGUGAUGAUGGUGGUGGUAGAGAGAGCUGGACGGACAGGGCAGUCUGGUUCUCGAGAGUGACCCCUUCCACGGAGCCAGCGGACCCCUCGGCCGCCCCCCCGCCCAGCAGUGGCCACCUUCCAGAUUAGAGGGACCUGCUCACCACACAGCAACACUCUCGCCUAUUCACCCACCUGGUUUUAUUUUUAGUUAUUAGUAUUUUUGUUUUUGUUUUUGUUUUUGUUUUGUUUGUGCGUGUGUGUGUGUGUGUGUUUGAAUGGGAGUGUUUGCUCCGUUCUUCCUAUAUUUAGAUGAUGUUUUUCUGUUGAUUUUUCAUUUUUUAUUUUUAAAUGUCUUAGCUGCUAAAGACUUGAUUUUUAUUUCUGAACCUUGAAAACCUGCAAGAAUCACAAUUUUUUUUUUAAAGCUUUUUUUUUCUGUUGGUUUUGUCUUUGGUCUGUCCUGGAUAAUUGAAAUAUUUUAGUGGGAAUUAUUUUUAAGGGAAAGUACCGUUACAUAUAUUUAGAAAUGUAUUUUUUAUUUCGGUUGUUGUCUUAGGGGGGCAAUAUCUAAAACCGUCUCUAAAUCUAUACCUAUAUGCCCAGGUCUUGCGUCUGUGUGUGAGAAUAGAUCUUACGAGAGUCUUACGAGAAAUCAAGGUGGGAAGAGAAAGACACACACACACACAAACACACACACACACACACACAUACACAUAAAUACACACACACACACACACACACACAUCUAUAUGUAAUUGUGGCCAGUCUUGGACUACAUGUGAACUCGGUGAUUAGUCCCUCCUGCUGACUGCAGGGUUGCCCAGACAGGUCCUCAGAUAAGCCUGGUCCUUGUAAGCCGUGUGUGUGUGUGUGUGUGUGCACGCGCAGUGCACAGUGCAGUGCGGUUGUCCUCGCUCACACACCGUGUGACCUGGCCGGGGAGGUGAACAUGAGCUCAUGGGGCAUUAUCAGUGUCACCACCGGCCUCUACCACAGUCCAGCUAAGGACCAGAUGAUGUCACAUCCUCUGCAGACAUCAUAUAUAUAUAUAUACACACACACACAGACACACACACACACACACAUAUAUAUACAGACACACAUGGAAAAGUAAAAGUUCACACUGUCCAAGAGAGGCCCGAGGAGCCAUACUGCCGUCAUUCUUGCCCAAAGAAAACAUGACCCGUCAUGUAUCUAAUCUCAAAGUCCUACUGAGAUCUGCCAAUUUCUUGCAUAGGAGGAAAUAAUAUUUUCAUUUCUGUUUUUUUUUUUUUCCCUGGUUGUUUUUAAUGCCAUUGUAGAUGAUGUGGUCUCAAGUCCACGUUGGUGUGUGUCUUAGUGGGAGUGCAGAGUGAAGGUUGAGAGAGGUUUGAAGCCCUAGCUCAGCUCUGCUCCCUCUGCAGCGCUGACAAUGAGACCAAGCAGCAGCGCCGCCGUCGUCGUGGCGUUGGGACGAGUGUGGCCCGGUGAUCCCCCCCCCCCCAGAACAAUGACAUGAGAGUCCGAGAUACACAAGCUGGACCGUAAAAGUCAGAGCUGUCGUCUGCAGGAUCUAAGGGCUUAAGACCGUGGCGCGUCUGCAGUCGACAAAUGUAGCUGCUAUCCAACAAAGUUGUCGAGGCCUGCCAUCGAGGUUUGACAACGAUGCUUCUCUUUUUGGAUUUGUGUGGGAUUCGAGUCGUCCGGGCACAGGAUGGGGUUUUAUGCUGCCGUUUUGGCAGUCUUGUGCUUAGCUUGUGCGUUGUGACGGCAUGCUGUCUCCCCAAAAGUUGCGAGCGAGAAUGUGUAUUGCAAAACUAUAUGAGCCAGUAUGAGCUGUGGUGGACGUCCGUCAGAGGUCGGUCCAGAUGAAAUGUCAAAUGGAGCGAAAUUAGAUGUGCGUUUUCCUCUCGACUUCCUCCACCCCCUUGCAGCCCCUCAUCAAAGUGUGUGUGGGUGUGUAUGUGUGUGUGUGUGUGAGUGUGUGUGAGUGUCUUUGUGGAUGAGUGUGUUUGUGGAUGAGUGUGACCACUUUUUUGUGCAAGCUAGCCAGACUGUUGCUGAAGGUCCCUGCUGGAAGGUUGGUCCCAACUAUGCAGAGAUAAACCACACUCAAGGGCAGGGCUUCUGACCAGCUUUAGGAAAUGAUCAGUCCCCCGCCCCUUUGUAACAACAUAGAAAAAGCCUCUUCUCUUUAAAGAGUGUGUGAUAUUUUUUUCUAUGUGACAUCCCAGUUUUAAAAGGCAGAAAUGUGUUUUCUUUUUGUUUUGUUCGUUGUUUUUUUUCCCCUUGCAACUCUUGAGCACUUUAGAAACUUGGCAGACAGGAGAUGCGCAUAUUCAUUCAAAAAUACGACCUGAUGCCGGAAUCUCUCCCUGUUAUCUUGCAUUGGAAAUAUACUUGGAUAUAUAUCUAUGUCUAUAUAUAUACCAGUCAUUUAGAGUAUAUAUGUACAAAUACAUAUAUAUUUUGUAUAUGGCUUGUCUAUUCUGUCUUAGUAUAUUACACAGACCUCACGCUACAUACUCAGGUGAUGGCUUUUAGAGAUAUGUUUGGUGUCUUGCUCGUGUGAAGCUUGUUUGUGAUGACGGUAGAAUGAGUCUUCUGCUCUGGUUGCAUGUCUUCCUUGGUGUGUGAAGGGCGUGGCCCCGUGUGUCCUGUGACAAUGCCCUCCCUAUAGAGAAUGCAUGGAGAACUCAGCCUUGUUUCUAAGUUCACGGAGGACUGAAUUUCUAUUUUUUAUUUUUUUGUUUUUUUGCCCCAUCUCCUUAAACUCUUCGUGGCAACGGAACAGGUGUGGACUCUUAAAUGAAGAAAAAAAACAAAACCCUGCUCUGUCCCAGUGUGUUGGACGAGACUGAACCCCCAUAUUUCACGCCGUCACCGCCCACGGCCCGGGUCACUCAUGGGCUUCCGAGACGAGUACGCCGGGCCAGACGGGGUCGACGUUCAGCCCCGAGAACGCCACGCGUGUGUUCUCGCGAGAAUCCCACACAUGCACGUAUAGGGACGGUUUUUUGUACUUUGCUUUUAUUUAUUUGCAUUCUCAUCUCUCUGCAGCGCCCCCUAUGGUUUGUUCUUUUGUAACUGCCUGUCUAUAGCAAUCGAUGACCAUGGACUGUUCUUGAUCUUUGCAUUGGAAGGAAGGAAGAGAAGAAGAGCCCAGUGUUCCCCCUCUUGCCUUCUUUAGAGUUGAGCUACAGCCUCUUGAUCGUGCAAAUUGAGUAUCAUGAAAUGGUGCUUUGUACAGUAUACAUUAUUGUUCAUAUGCAGAUCCAGACUUACUUUUAAUUUAUCUUAAAAAGAAGAAAAAUGCAAAAAAAAAAGCGAGGAAAACAUCCUAUAUACAUACAGUACAUGUUUUGCACACAGAGACUUAAGUUGCUCAGCAAUAAAGGGCAACUUCCAUAUUUACUGACUUUUGUAUAGUUCCUAUAACACAUUAACAUGUCCAAUGCACACAUACAGCUUUUUGUGCUUUUAACAGUUAGCCGUAAUCAUGAAAAGUCUUCAUUGUGCGUCAUCGCCGAUUGGGUGAUCUUUUUUUUUUUUGUUGCGUAUCAAAAGUCAGUUUUUGGGUAAUGCAAAUGCGUCCUCUGUAGCAUGGCAAAUGUAUCUGUUAUCUAAUGGCUAACUGGUGCAGUUAGCUAGAAUUGCAACACACUAUGAGUCUUUUUUUAAUUUUAUUGUUUUUGAGUGUUUGUUGUGUGAUAAGUUGGCCUUUGCUGCGCUUAUGUAAAUGUGUUCUGGACUCGUUUUAAAGCGACAAAACCCUUUCAUGUCAAGCCAUCUGUUCCAUCUGAAUCUUUUUUUUUUUUUUUUUUUGUAUUUUAAUCAUUUUGGUUUCCAUUGGACUCAUUUUGUAUUUAUUACUACAGUGUGUCAGUCUCACGUGGCUGUUUUUGUAUGCUUUCUCUCUCUCACACACACACACACACACACUUGUACAUAAAGUCCCAUUGAGGAGAACCAGUCUCCUGUAGCCCUGCAGAGAUGAGCAAUAAAGUCCAUGCUGUUCGCAACUGGCAGCAAACCUGUUUAAUAAACA
Messenger RNA from Sardina pilchardus (European sardine), 6879 nucleotides. RefSeq names its product E3 ubiquitin-protein ligase SMURF2-like. Gene Ontology annotation, cellular component: cytoplasm. The transcript is spliced from 21 exons. Lineage: Eukaryota; Metazoa; Chordata; Actinopteri; Clupeiformes; Clupeidae. Gene Ontology annotation, biological process: protein polyubiquitination; negative regulation of BMP signaling pathway; proteasome-mediated ubiquitin-dependent protein catabolic process. The record is from RefSeq and is a predicted model, not a curated record. Bases 370 to 2781 code for a protein of 803 amino acids. Gene Ontology annotation, molecular function: ubiquitin protein ligase activity; protein binding.